GUGCACAUAGUCAGCAGCAAGACAGCAUGGAGGUCAGAGCUCUGUGCAUCAAACUGUUUAUGACUCUUGUGGUCCUUUGUGCACAUGGUCAGAAAGUUGGCAAGUAUCAAAAAAUUGCUUGUUGAUAUGGAUGUUGUUUAGUAUUUUGUGUUUUGUGGACCAAAUAUAUGAAAAGUAGGAAAAAAAGUAUUCUUUUGUGAUCAUGUAUAUAAAGAGUUAUGGUGCAUAUUUUCAGUUCAUUUUCCUUUUUUCCUGAAAUGUUGUUUUCUCUAUGUUUAAGUAAAGCUCAUCAGUGAGUCUUUUCAUUUGUUCUUUUCUCAGAUGCAGUGUCCUUUCGAAUCAGUCCAAACAGACUGCAGUUCUUUGAAUAUGAACCAGUAACAUUUUACUGUGAUGGGGUCCUUUAUUGUCAAGUUGUUCAUAAAUUCAAAGGGAAAAUAAAAUCAUGUAAUAAAACUAACAUGAAAACACCAACAGGAUCAUACUGCACCAUUUCAAAUGUUUAUCGAGAGGACGGUGGAGAGUACUGGUGUGAGACUGAAGGAGGGAACAGAAGCAACAAAAUCAACAUAACUGUCACUGUUGGCUCUGUGAUCCUGGAGAGUCCUGCCAUUCCUGUAAUAGAGGAAGGAAAUGUGACUCUGUGCUGCAGAAACAAGAUGGCUUCUUCCAACUUCAAAACGGAUUUCUAUAAAUAUGGACAUCCCAUCCAUAAUAGCUCCACAGGAAACGUGACAAUCCACAGAGUUUCCAAGUCUGAUGAAGGACUUUACAAGUGUGGCAUUUCGGGAGUUGGAGAAUCAUCAGAGAGCUGGCUCAGUGUCAGGGCUUUUAAUCUUUCAGCAACUAAUCCAGACAUUUACAAAGAUACAAGACUUCUCACCUGUGAUGCCACACCUUGGAUCAUUUCCACUACUGUAUUCGGUGCUCUGUUGUUGUUGGUGGGACUGUACCACUUUGGCAAAUGUUGCUGGGAGAGAGCAAAUUUCUUCUGUCCAUCAACAACAGUCAAUGGUUCAGGCUCAGCCAACGAUCAAACAGCUUCCACAGCGGCCACUAUUGUGAAUCCAGUCAGAGAAAUGUAUGCUGUUAUAAGAAAAAAAAACAGGAAGAAGAAAGAUUUCACUGGACCUUGUGACGGACCCUCCCUUGUGAUUCCUGUGUACGGCAGCAUGAGUGGAGAUCUGGAUGAGAGUGGCUGAAGAGGAGUGAGUGUGUGCAGAAGAGAAGUGGUGGUGAUGGUGCUGAAGAGGAAUGUGUGUGUGUGGAUUCCCUUUCCUCUUCCCCCUGGACCCCUGCCCAACUCACUGUUAAAAUAUAUAUAUAGCACUGUGGUUCACCCCUUUUCUAAAUAAACUGUCACCUUUCUGCUUGCCAGAACUCUGUCUGUGUGUGAGACUGUCCGUUAGCAAGAAGCAAGCCCAUCCCUCCAACCAUACCCGUUUCUCAGGUGGGGACAGCUGGUGUUUAGCCAGUCCCAGAACCCAAUGAGAGGGCUCCGCGCUGCUGGCCGCACGGCCGACCCGAACUGCUCUGUCUAGGCCACUGGCUACGUGGCCAGGCCCCUAAACUGCUUGUUCUUUUUUUGGAACUCUAAUGACCCAGUGUUUUUGUGUUUUUGGACUUUGAUUAUUAUUGUGGUGAUAUGUGUUUCUUAUUAUUUAUUUGGUAUUGUUUAGUUUCCUUCUGCUUGUAGUUUAAUCAUGUGUAUUUCUAGUUCUUAGUUACUUGUUUAUUUGGUCUGUUCUCUUUCGUGUCCUGUUUGUCUUGGUCUUGCCUCCCCAGAAUCUCCUGUGUUAGUUAGUUGUACCUCACUGUAAAGUCUGUCUUGUCACCAUGUUUUUUCAUCUGUUUCCCAUUCAUGUCUCUGUGUGUCUGUCCGGUUUCUGUCAUGCUGCUUGUCCCUCACUCACUCGCCCCCAUUUUGUGUCUUCGUGGUCUUGUGUCUGUUUCCUCCAUCUGUUCUCUGUAUUUAGACAAACUGCAUCUCACGUGUUUCUUGUGUUUUAUUAUUUGUUUUAUUCUGACAGACUUUUGUUGUGUGCACAUAUUCAGUUUUGCUUCCCCUGUCUCAUCAGUUAGAUUAUGUCCAUCCAUCUUCCGCAGGUGUUUUCCCUCUGCCCUGAUUCCCUCUUGCGUAUAUAUGGUCUUUCUCUCUCUCCAUCCAGUGUCACGAUCUCGUUCUUGCUGCAUAUUUUGCCUGUUUGGAUCUCCGAG
Molecule: messenger RNA, 2217 nt
Organism: Haplochromis burtoni (Burton's mouthbrooder)
Lineage: Eukaryota; Metazoa; Chordata; Actinopteri; Cichliformes; Cichlidae
Exons: 7
Coding region: 462-1202 (246 amino acids)
Biological process (GO): cell surface receptor signaling pathway
Molecular function (GO): transmembrane signaling receptor activity
Source: RefSeq, a predicted model, not a curated record